GGCUCAACAGAAAGUAAUGUAUUUUUAAUGUGGCCUCCAUUUUAAAGUAUAAAAUGCGGUGGCUUAAGUCCCACCCGGUCAUAACAUCUACUUUUACUAGACACUUAACUUUUUAUCACAAUGGAGCAUUUAAAAGAUUUCGCGUCAGAGUUUUCUAAGCCUUUCGCAAUUUGCUUUGAUUUUUUGGCAAAGUCUAAUAUUUCGAUUUACAAUGAAACUAAAAUUCGGGGGAAAUUGCGAAUUCUAGCGUUGGUUGUUUUCUACGUUACUUUUUAUUUAUCAUUGGUAGUAAGUUUCAAGAAAGUUUUCACUGGAGAAUUGGGGUUUUACGAGUUAGCAAACCUGUUACCUAUUUUUAUAGUAGCCACGCAAGGUGCAAUGAAGGGAACAGUGAUUGUUUCGAAGUUGUCAAAGGCCAGAAUAGUAAUCGAUGAGCUUGGGUCCAUGUGGAGGACCACUGGCCUGACGAAAACCCAACUUAUGAAGAAAGGGGUUAUGCUAAAGAGGAUGAAUCUUUGUAAUGCAGUGUUCUACUGGAUGAACAUCGUGGGCACAUGGCAGUACAUUCUGGUGCCAUUAUUUGAGACUCUAUUCCGUAAUUUUGUGCUGGGACAGGACAAACUGUUGUUCCCUUUUAUAUGCAGCCUACCGUAUGACGCAAAAAGGAAUUGGAUGGUCUAUUUAGGGACGUACUUUUGGGAAUCGUACAGUAUGCUUCAUUUAAUAUACAUGUAUCUCGGCGUCGAGUUUUUAAUGAUCACUUUAUGCUCACACCUCGCCACUGAGUUUGAGUUGCUUCGCGAAGAAAUGCUCCACGCAAAGCCAAUCUUAGAGCACACUGAGAAUACAAGCUAUAAAGACCAUAUUGGCGCAACGCUAUCUUGUUCUAACAAUGAAGAUGUUGAUGCUAUUGAUUAUUUUGAAGAGGAUAGCAUUGCAGACGAAAUUCGCGCGGAUGAAGACGGACCGAGGAUCCAAGAAGUUAUAAGAAGACAUCAGAAAUUAAUAAUGUUGUCCGAGCUGCUAGACGACAUAUUUAAUCGCAUGAUCUUUUUCAACCUGCUCUUCGCUACCAUCACUAUUUGUUUCUUCGGUUUCGUUGCUAAGAUUGCACGGGAUCCUCCAGAAAUGGCAAAUAACUUUGUUGGCGUUGUUGCCUCCAUGAUACCUAUAUUCAACCUAUGCUAUUAUGCAGAUUUACUGUCUCGAGCAAGUGCCGGGGUCGCUGACUCUGCUUAUCAUAACUUAUGGUACGAAGGCGAUGUGCGAUAUCAGAAGAUCAUUAUCUUUAUCAUUCUGAGGUCUCAACAGCCAUGCUGUUUGACAUCUAUGAGAUAUGCGCAAGUUACUUUGAAUACUUUUACCACGGUGCUGAGUACUACGUGGUCAUAUUUCUCGCUAGCAAUCAGUGUAUAUGAAACCUAAAUAGAUAUAUAAUACA
This is a messenger RNA of Cydia strobilella, 1441 nucleotides long. RefSeq names its product odorant receptor 67c-like. Gene Ontology annotation, molecular function: olfactory receptor activity; odorant binding. Bases 121 to 1425 code for a protein of 434 amino acids. The transcript has 9 exons. Gene Ontology annotation, cellular component: plasma membrane. Gene Ontology annotation, biological process: detection of chemical stimulus involved in sensory perception of smell; sensory perception of smell. The record is from RefSeq and is a predicted model, not a curated record. Lineage: Eukaryota; Metazoa; Arthropoda; Insecta; Lepidoptera; Tortricidae.